This is a messenger RNA of Zeugodacus cucurbitae (melon fly), 3869 nucleotides long. Its product is annotated as E3 ubiquitin-protein ligase ZNRF2. The transcript has 5 exons. NCBI's taxonomy places the organism in Eukaryota, Metazoa, Arthropoda, Insecta, Diptera, Tephritidae. The record is from RefSeq and is a predicted model, not a curated record. Bases 1067 to 2023 code for a protein of 318 amino acids.
UUGUCUUUACCGAAAAAUGUCGACUCGCUGUCAAAUUUUGCUACAAAAAUACAAAGAAUUCGUAAAUUAACCAAAUGUUUCCUCCGUAAAUUGAAAAAUUUCAAGCAAAAUAAAAACAAAAAACCUAAUACAAAAAACACGAAUCGCAUACAAAAUUUAAAAGCAAAUGUCAAAGCUAAUGAAAACGUGAAAUACAAUUAGUAAAAAGAAGUUAUUCUAUAUUCAACAACAAAACGCAGAAAAACAGACGGUCAGCAAAUUAGCAAAAUAACUAGUAGUGGAACAGCAAGCAACAAAAGCGAAGGCGACGGUGGUGUAAGAGGCAGACAGCAGCACAUCAGCGGUGUCAGUGAUAGCUCAUAAGAGGGCAAUCAUAAUCAUUAAAUUGGCAAAUCGUUUUCGGCAAAAAAAAAAAGGUUAUCUUAAAGAGCUGAAAAAUUGAAUACGCUCCGGUAAUUGUCGAUAAAGCAAUCGAAGUUUAAUAUUGCUGACAAUAGCUGUCGAUUGCAAUUUCGUAUUGUUGCAUAGAAAAGUGAUCAACAACACAUAAGGAACGCACACACUUCAUGCUACCAAAUUAAGUAAAGAGACAAGAGCACAGAACGUAAGCAAACACCAGACUCGCACCAUUUGAAUUAAUAACGUAUACAAAGGUUAGUUACUUUCCUUUGUUUGAUGUCUAUGCGCACAUUGUUGGAAACUGAGUAAUCUGUAAACAACGUCGGUUAGCGACUCUGUGCCCACUCUACUAAGCAGUUCAUUAUCCUUACUAACAAAGUACUUGGCCACAACGCUUUUAAUGCUAGUUUUCUUAAUAAAGAACUUGGUUGCUGACUGUGCAAAACACACGCGUUUGCUGUGGAUCGCAAAGGAGUGAAAUUAUAAAUGGAAUAAUUUGACAUUUCUAAUGACGCAGUGGAGGCGUUAAAACACCUUUUUGGUAUUCACACAAAAAAUUUCUAACGCACAAAACGCCAGUUGUUUAUAAACUUGUUUCGCUACGAAAAAAAAACACACUGCUCGCCAAUAUACCAAUUUAAAAAGAAACAAAACUGAAACCCAACGAAUGGGCGCUAAGGCAAGUACACCGACAGCCAGCGGCCAAAGCCCACGUUCGCGUACCUUUUCCAGCAGUUCAACUGGAACGGACGCUGCACAAGUCGCCGGCAAUAGCAGCGCCGAUGGUGGUCAAGGCUUUAACUUGUUGCGUACAUUACCCAGUCUACAGGUGCAACAUCAUGUCCAGAGUUCAAGCAUCGAUCGACAGCGUGCCCGCAGUUUGAGCUCAGUGCCAGAUAUACACAAUCAACAACAUGGCAAUUCGCACGCAUCGUGUGUCGCUGCUGGACCGCAUACGCAUCCAGCCGUGGGCACGUCGUCUAGUAAUAAUGCAUUCAGUGUAACCUCACAAACGCACGCUACAGCUGCCACCAAUUAUUUACAACAUCCGCAUUAUCCACUCGGUGGUGAUGUUAUGGGUACUGGUAGUAUUCGCGUUAGUGUACCGGUCAGUAGUAGCUCAUUUCACGACAACACACUUAUGCUGAAUGGUGGUGGCAACGGUGGUGGUAAUGGUGGCCGCGGUAUGGUGAGUGCACCACAUUCGCAUACACUCAACUUUGAAGAUCUACAGGAUGUUUCGGCAACGGGCACAAAUUUUGUGGAGAGCAUUGCAUUGGCGGCAUCCUCAUCGAGUGGCGCGAGCGGUAUUGGUCGCGUCUACACAGCUACAUCGCUACCAUCGCACAUUUGGUCAUUUAAUGGUAUUAAGUGUCCAGUAUGUAACAAAUUUGUGUUGCCCGACGAUAUUGAAUGCCAUUUAGUUAUGUGCCUCACUAAGCCGCGACUGUCAUACAAUGAGGAUGUUUUAUCCGAUGCCAAGGGCGAAUGUGUAAUUUGCUUAGAAGAUUUGAAUCCCGGUGAUAUUAUUGCACGAUUGCCGUGCUUAUGUAUUUAUCAUAAAGGCUGCAUCGAUCGAUGGUUCGAAGUGAAUCGAUCCUGCCCAGAGCAUCCAGGAGACUAGUUAAACCUCACUAAUACAGUUUUAGUGCGAGAGAGCGUUGAAUUGGAAUCAUAACUAAUCAAUUUAUUGAGUAAUAAUGAAUCUAGUGAUAUAAUAUAUAUAUAUAUUCAGCAAAUAAUAAUAAAAUAGAAAUUAGUUGUAAAUUCUUUUUUAUACUGUGACGUAAAAAUAGGUGAACAUAAUAACAUAAACUUUAAAUUAUAUAUAUAAAAAAAACUUAAGCAAGUAAAUGAGAAAAAAAACUAAAAAAAAGAUUAUAAAAAAAAUUGCAAAAAUAAGAUAUAUAUAUAUAUAUUGUAUGUUCGUAAUUUCUGUGUGUCUUAUCGUUUAUGAAUAUGCAUAUGCAAUAGUUUUGUUGUGAUUUAAAUUGUAUUGUAUAUAUUAUAUGAGGAGGUGAAGAUGAGAUGGCAUGUUAGGAGGGCAUUAGAGCCCAUUGAAUAGGCGCAGUUACCAAUGCAGCAGCAGCAGCAGCAAACAACUCAACUGAAUUCAAAACAACUCAACUCAACUCUAAUCAACUCCAAAAGCAGCAGUAUACGAUGCAGGGUAACUGCAAGGCCAUGUUUCGCAAUACACAAAACGUAACGGAACAACAAUAACUGCAGCAACAAUAACAACGAUAAUAUAUGAACGGAAGUAACGAUGAACGAUGGAUGAAUGAUGAAGAACGAUAGAUGAGCGAUGGAUGAACGAAGAUGAAGGCGUUGAAGGCGCGUUUGUAAAUGAACUCAAAACAAAAACAAAACAAAAAAGGUGCUGCGCACUGCAGCCCAGUGUGCGUUAGUUAUUUAAUUGUGAUCGUCUAUAUAAGUUUUGUGUAUACAUAUAUAUAUGAUUUUUGCUCAUUUCAUGUUGACUGUUUUUUGAUUUGGCUUAAAUUGUAAACACUUUCAUACAUACAACAAGCAAACGAGUAACAAACAAGAAAAUAACAAAAAAAAAAAAAUUAAUACUAAAACAAAAACAAAACAAAAAAAUAGUUUUUUAGUCUAGGAAAUGUUGUGAAUUGUAAUUGAGAAGUAAGAAUUGUUUAUGUUGAGCCAAUAUAACUCCCCGCCGCAAUGAGAAAACACAUAUAUAAAAACACAUACAACAAUAAAACGAAGAAAAAACAACAACAACAACAAUUAUAUACGCAUAACAACAACGCAAUAAGGCAUGUGAGGCAAGUGUGGUUACUGAUUAUUUAUCACCACAUCAAUUGGAACGGGAGGUGUAUGCAGAGUUGUUAGUUGAACAGUACACUUUACGCAAUUGUCAAUAUCAUUUCAUAAAUAAAUAAAUAAAUUUAAUAAUAUGUAUACAAAUAUAUAUAUACAUAUAGAUAUAUAUAUAUAUAUAUGAAUUAAAUGAAAAUUAAAAGUUUAAGCAAUUGUGGCAUAAUUCUAUGGCUGAUGGUUAAAAAUAAUAAGUUUAACUGAAUAUACAAGCAUACAUAUAAUACAUAAAAACAACUAUAUUUACAUACAUACAUACAUAUAUACAUAGCUAUGUAUAAACGUUUAAGUUUAGGCUCGAAAAAUUGGUCAUCAAAUGUCCAAAAAAAAAAAUUAAGCAAGAAACAAACUGAAAAUUAAAACAAUAAUUAAUACAACAACACACAAAUAUAAAUCACAAAAGUAAAAAAUAAAAUAAACAGACAGACAGAUUUAGCGCCGCAAGUAACGAAAUAAAAUUUUAAAGUAAAAUAUUGCAACGCAUUUCACCGUAGUUGAAUACAAAACAACACACACACACACAUAAAACGUCAAGUAGAAAAAGAAUCAAAAAUAGUGCGCUAAAAAGUUAAAAUUACUGGAAAUCCGGUAUCAGCUCAGUUGUACUACAUAAUGUUAGAAGGUAAAAA